AUGUCAGAUGUGUUUUCCAUAUUUAAAAGAAAAAGAAAUAAAAAAGCCAAAUUAUGUAAAACAUCAAUAAAAAAAAGCAAAAGAAGAAUUUUUAUGAGCGAAAAAUCACGUCGGAAGGCAUAUGUGACUAAUAGAGUUCAUAGCAAUAGUAAAGCUAGUAAUUAUAAAAACAAUAGUAGUGAAUAUAAAAAAGCAGGAGGAGGAGGAGGAAGUAAUAAGAGUGUAGGAAAUGAGAGUAAUUUCCAUUUUAAUGAAAUAUCAUUUACUAAAUUGGGAUCCAUCGAAUUAGCUAAUAACGAAUCGAAUGUAGUUCUGGAAAAUUUUCCAAAACUUCCAAUUAAGAAUAUAGAGUCAUGUGAAGAAGUUUACAAUAUUUUCUAUAUAAGAGAUCAAUACCUAAUUGGAAAUAAGAAUAUAAAAAUAAACAAUGAUCAUUUGAUAUUACUUGAGACAAUUUUAGAUAAACUGGACUCAGCGAUAUCUGAAUUAGAUUCAGAAGAAAAUUAUUCAACAAAAAAAAUAUUAACAAGUGUGUAUGAAAAAAUAUACAAUCUGUAUAGAAGUUUUAAAGGUAUGAAGAAUUUCCCUCCACAAUUAUCCAAUGCAUAUAAUUGCUUUCAAAGUAAUGUCUUGUUUGUUAAAGGAAAACAAUUUAAGAAAAAUUACGUCUUCGAUAAUUUGAUUAAUAUAUAUACUUACUUACAAAACAGUGAAUUGCAGCAAGAUAAUAUUGAAACUAUUAAUCAAGCUCUAUACAUAAAUGAUAAAAAUAUUUCUGCACCUUCUUUUAUAAAUAAAAAUAUUCUGUCAUCCAGUAAGCAUGUAGAAGAACACAUUGAAUAUUUGCCAAUGAAAUUCAAUCCACAUUUUCUAGAAUUAAAUAAAAUAUCUAUUUAUUAUUUAUUUGAAGAAUCUAUUAAUCAUAUAAUAUGGCAGAAAGCUUUAGAUGAAUUAAUUGUUGUUAAGGCUCUCGCUGAUAUUCCAUACUUGGAUCUUUCUGAGGUGGAAGGUUUCGAUUUUAAAAAAAUGAAAUCUGGACAAAGACAAUGGUAUCCCCUCUACAUAGCCAAAGAGUUAAGUGAAGAAGGACUAGCAACAGUUGAAUUCCCUUUUUGGUUCUACAUAGAUAAUUUAAAAAAUAUAUACAAAAAGGAAUUUGAAGACAUGUAUGAACUCACUGAUUUACCUAGUCCAUUCUUUUUUGAAAUAUCUUCUAUGUUUCUUGAAAACAACUCCUUUAAAAAUUCCACUCCGAUAGAAACCAUUGGCCAACGUACUCCUUACAAAUACAUUCUAAAAGUGGCAGGUCUAAUCCAAGACAUAAGACAAAAGCGUAUACACAAGAUUAUGAACAAAUUUAAAAACUGCGACAUUUUUUCAGAAAUAUUAAUUAUCAAUAACAUUCAAAUUUACGAGACUUAUUGUGUAAAUUACUUGGCUUCUGUUUUUUUUCAAAAUAAAAAUUCAACAAAUUCUAUUGCUGAAAAUUUUGAUGUGCGCAACUACCUCUUUGAUCCAUUUGUUUUUAGUACUUGA
Messenger RNA from Plasmodium gonderi, 1536 nucleotides. RefSeq lists its product as hypothetical. Gene Ontology annotation, biological process: DNA replication; double-strand break repair via break-induced replication. The transcript has 2 exons. Lineage: Eukaryota; Apicomplexa; Aconoidasida; Haemosporida; Plasmodiidae. The coding region runs from base 1 to 1536 and encodes 511 amino acids. Gene Ontology annotation, cellular component: GINS complex; nucleus. The record is from RefSeq and is a predicted model, not a curated record.